CUGCAGAUACCCAUUAUUUCUGCAUAGAUGAUGAACUUGUAUAUGAGAACUUCUAUGCAGACUUUGGACCACUCAAUCUGGCAAUGGUCUACAGAUAUUGCUGCAAACUAAACAAGAAAUUAAAGUCAUUUUCAUUGAUAAGGAAGAAAAUAGUUCAUUAUACUGGCUUUGAUCAGAAAAAACAAGCAAAUGCUGCAUUCCUCAUAGGCUCCUAUACAAUAAUAUAUCUGAGGGAAUCCCCAGAAGAUGUGUACAGGCUUUUAUUGGCUGGAAGUGUUUCGUAUCUUCCUUUCAGGGAUGCUUCCUUUGGUACUUGCAGCUUUCAUCUCACGUUGCUGGACUGUUUUCAUGCAAUAAACAAGGCUUUGCAAUAUGGAUUCCUGGAUUUCAACACAUUUGAUGUAAAUGAAUAUGAGCAUUAUGAAAGAGCAGAAAAUGGAGAUUUUAACUGGAUAAUACCAAACAAAUUCAUUGCCUUCAGUGGACCUCAUUCAAGAAGUAAAAUUGAAAAUGGCUAUCCCCACCAUGCUCCAGAGGCUUAUUUCCCAUACUUCAGGAAACAUAAGGUCACUACCAUAAUACGCCUUAACAGAAAACUGUAUGAUGCCAAACGAUUUACAGAUGCUGGAUUUGAGCAUUUUGACCUCUUCUUUGCUGAUGGAAGCACACCUAGUGAUACUAUAGUUAAAUCAUUUCUAAAUAUUUGUGACAAUGCAGAAGGUGUUAUAGCUGUUCACUGCAAAGCUGGUCUUGGACGGACCGGGACACUUAUUGCCUGUUACAUUAUGAAGCAUUAUCGGAUGACAGCUGCUGAAGCUAUUGGCUGGAUUAGAAUAAACAGACCUGGUUCAGUGAUUGGACCACAACAGCACUUCCUGGUGGAUAAACAGGCAGAACUUUGGACAGAAGGGGAUAUUUUCCGUGCAAAGUUGAAAGGAAACCAUAAAAUUGUUGUCACAAGAAUCCUGUCAGGAGUAGAUGAUAUUUCAAUUAAUGGAAGGAGAAACAGGAGAACCAUCCAAAAGGACAUUGAACUGUACAGUGAUGAAGAUGAAACAAACUGUUUAACACAAGGUGACAAGCUUCGUGCUCUGAAAAGUAGAAGGCAAUCAAAAGUUCCAACUGUGUCUCCGCUAACAGUAAUUCUGCAGUCCAGUGUUCAGAAAAAUAAAACCUCUGAACCUAGCAUUUCUGACAGUAGAGACAGUACUAAGAGAACUACCAGGUCUGCUGCAAGAAAAAACAAUUUAAAAAGCAGCCAAUCCGUUCCAAGGACUAGAACAGUGUUGCGUUAAAUUUCAAAUAAGCAACCAGUGUUGAAGAGGAUAUUCAGGAAUGAAGGGGAUAUGUCUAGAGAGGACUUGAUGCAGUUCAAGGAAGAUUAUUUUGAUUCCAUUUUUCAUCAGAAGAGAAACACUUGUAGAAUAAAAUGAACUAUC
This is a messenger RNA of Indicator indicator, 1439 nucleotides long. It is a transcript of the gene CDC14B, whose product is annotated as cell division cycle 14B. Gene Ontology annotation, molecular function: protein tyrosine/serine/threonine phosphatase activity; protein serine/threonine phosphatase activity. The record is from RefSeq and is a predicted model, not a curated record. Gene Ontology annotation, cellular component: spindle pole; centrosome; nucleolus. Lineage: Eukaryota; Metazoa; Chordata; Aves; Piciformes; Indicatoridae. Gene Ontology annotation, biological process: cilium assembly; protein dephosphorylation; positive regulation of cytokinesis. Bases 84 to 1295 code for a protein of 403 amino acids. The transcript is spliced from 13 exons.